This is a messenger RNA of Fundulus heteroclitus (mummichog), 7192 nucleotides long. RefSeq names its product ELMO/CED-12 domain containing 3 (gene elmod3). NCBI's taxonomy places the organism in Eukaryota, Metazoa, Chordata, Actinopteri, Cyprinodontiformes, Fundulidae. The record is from RefSeq and is a predicted model, not a curated record. Bases 752 to 1996 code for a protein of 414 amino acids. The transcript has 13 exons.
UUUGACAGGAAACCACAAUUCCCAGGAUGCACUCGCGAUCGCUGUGGCUACUGAACGGGGGAAGGGAAGCUGAGAUUGGAGGGAGAAACAAUCAGAAACUCAGAUACUGCGCGCCUCCCUCCUUAGGAGCUGGGCCGGACGAGAACCCCUCUACAUGAUCCCCGUGGCGGUUCCCCUUCUUCGGCUUCUCCGCUGCCGCCGCUGAGCUCAUCCAGUAACGCAGCUUUCGACGAACUGCCUUCGCUCUGGGUGCCAGAAUCAUGACGAUUCUUGGACGGGGAGAGCCCAGGCCGGAGAAGCAGCAACAUCAUGCGGCUUCUGUUUGCCUGUGGUGGGGCUGAGGGGUGGGGGCUGAGCCGCGGAGGAGAGGAAGGAGGCAGGCUUUCAUGACACUGGGCGCUGCUCUUUGUGGCGAUCCCGCUGACUUGCAUACGCACAAUCGAGGCCUGUAAGGAAAAAAAAAAAAAAAUAAUAAAAGAAACGCGUCUGCCGAAAAGAAAACGACGAGAUGAUCCGGACAACAUGGACCCCGGUGGCGUUUCUGUGAAAUGCGGACGUUGGCAUGAGGAUCUCUGCGCAUGUGAGGAGAAAAUGAGCAAAGCCUAGAGACUCUCAGUCCCUACAGGUGUGCACUCCCAGAAAGCAUGCUGCUCUGCGCUGCCGCCCCCCCGGUCCAUCAUCUUUCGUGACUGCAGAAGCCUUUAGGGGCCGCGAUCAGGAACAACCUCUACAGUCAACACGAUCACGUGCCAUGGAAGAAAACAUUGACGUCACAUCGCACACAGAGGGCCUGAAUGGUUUGUCACAUGAGCGUAAGCCUGUAGAGGAGAUCACCAAUGGACAUUCAGCCUAUAAGCCUGUUGUUAAUGGAGUGGUUAUAGGUCACGGUGGUAAAGACCACACGAAUGGCAGCGCACCUUUGAGAUCCCUGCCGAUUUCAGCGCUGAAGCAAAAUGGCCUUCUGCAGACCCUGGCAGCAGGUGGAGACACGGCCUACUCCACAGAGGAACGAGAAGAUGGCGAGCUGGAAAAGGCCAGGCAGGAGUGGGAGGCUCUGGAUAACAUCCAGCCAGCUCUAACCGAGGACUCAACCCCGACCCCGCUCAUCUCCUUCAACGAAGCCCUGCAGUACUUCCAGACCACAGACCUGGGAGACCUGCUGAAGAACAUCCAGCCAACUAUUCGCAGGACCGGUCUGGCUGCGAUUGCACAUUUCUUGUUUGGACCUCCGCGACUGCACCGGGAGCUCCUGGAGGAGAGGGAUCUAGUCUUUGCCAUCGCCCAGUGCCCUGUGGAUAACAGCCAAACCGUCCACAUGCGCGUCCUGCAGACCAUUUACAAAAGGCUGGUCGGAACCAGGCUGGACUGUCCUCGCUACGGUUCUCACUGGGAGAACGUCGGCUUUCAGGGUACGGACCCAGCCACUGACCUACGUGGCACCGGGUUUCUUGGACUGAUGCACACUCUGUACUUGGUGAUGGACCCAGAAACCCUCCCACUGGCCAGGGACAUCUACAAGCUGUCCCAGCAUCCUACACAGAACUUCCCAUUCUGUGUGAUGUCAAUCAACAUGACCCGCAUCGCUUUGCAAAUCCUGCGAGAGGAGGCCCUGUCUAAGGAGUGCAAUCGUCGUCAGCAAGUGGUCGGUGUGCUCAACGAGUUUUAUGUUGCCACAUUUCUUCACGUGUACCAGCUGUGGAAGACCCAACAGAAGACAAUUGCUGACUCUGGCUAUGUGCUAAAAGAAGUGGAGCUGUUUGCCAAAAAGAACCCCAAGCAGAUGCUGCGCCGGCUAGAGGUCUUCCUGAAAGAGAGGCAGGCAGGUGGAGUCCCCCGUGGGACGUCGCCGGACCCCCAGGCCCACCAGCCCUCUCCCAGCUUGGGGGAGAGAGGGACUAAAGCUGGGACGGGACAGGGAAGCAGGGGGAAGGAGAUGCACUUCACAGGAGUGUGUGAUCUCCCACCAGACAUGGAGGGAGAGGCCAGACUUAUCUAAACUACAGUCUGUGUGUGUGUGUGUGUGUGUGAGCGAUCCUGACCAUGAUUAAAUCUAAUACUCUAUGUGAGAAUGGCUUAGUCGAAGCGAGGACAGCUCAGCGCUCGCUGAUCUGAGGUCUGCUGUCCGGAUCUACUCACACAGUACUUCUUCCUACAAUGCUGGGUGCAGCACUUUGAUCAGAUUAAGAUUGGUGAUCUUUAAGAGUUAUGUAUGAUUUUUGUUCUAAUUUAUUCUUCAAACUCGGGACAUAUAUAUAUAUAUAUAUAUAUAUAUAUAUAUAUAUAUAUAUAUAUAUAUAUAUAUAUAUAUAUAGUCUUUAAUGUAAGAUGUCACUAAAAAAGCAAACUGAAGUGGAUAUUUGCACUUUUCUGUAGUUGUCGUAGCCAAAUUAACAGCUGCCAAAUUCCUUUAUUGUUAAACUUGUCUAGGAGUCCAAAAUGUUCACGCCCAUGUCUCAAGGGUCUCUCAGCAGAACGAGGAGCUUCUGUUUUUGUGAAGGCUUUGCGUCGUAAACCAUGCAGCAGAAGAGCAACGCUGUUUAAGCUCAACCGGGCUUGAAGCGGGGUUGUUAUUGAGCUGCGUGGGGAGAAGAUGGAAAACCUGAAGAGGUUUUAGGGGCCGUUUCACAGGGAUCAGAAGUCGCAUGUAGACCCUGUUUUAAAGAAACUUUAUGCAGUAGGAUUUGAAUACAGCUCGACUUGAAGGUGGUAUCGUCGUUGCAUUCAAUCUUAGAAGGUGACUGGAGCAUGAAUGGACAUACAGUCCAGUUGUGUGGAAGUAAAGCCAGUUGUCAAAGAUCAACUGGAUUCAGUUUUUGCAAAUGACCGGGAAAUAGAUUUUAAAUAUUAUUCUUAAAGAUGUCCAUCUUAGCUCUUAAAAGACUUUGUCCGUUUGAGUCUGACUCCCCAGUUGUGCAUAAAUGCACUUCAGACAGAUGGCUUGGUGAGCAAGAACAGAUUUCUAUCAAAACAUUGGAGUCGUCUCACUUCAUGACUUGUUGCAGCUGCAGGAAAAAGCCGUUUCGUGUGUGUGUGUGUGUGUGUGUGUGUGUGUGUGUGUGUCUGUGAGAGAGAGAGAUGGGCAUGGGCCGGCUUGAGAUUGUCAUGGUGUGAUAAAAAAUUCUGUGGAACUACAUUGUUCCAUAGAUCUUAAAUCUUAAUUAAUUUAUUAAAAAAUUAAUAGCAUGAUAGGAUUUCUUUUACCGUCUAUUUUAUUCAAUACAAAAAAGUCACAGCUAAUCUCACUUGAAGCUGCACUACCUUAAUAAAACUGUCAAGUGGCGCUCUUCUACUUCCCGCAACGUCAUCAUUCUUGUUUAGUUGGUAAUCACAAGAAAAUAUGUCCCAACAGUCAAAUUUAGUUUUUGUGGAAAAGUGCAGUAGCCCUCUUUCAGCCAGCUGACUGGCAGUGCACAGCAACACGAGGAGGGGCAGAGGAGUCAGAGAAAGCUCCGCUCACAUCGCGCUUUCUCUGACUCCUUUUUAACAGGACCUUUAACUGUAUAAGUGGUGUGAUGGAUUUUUUAUUUAUUUAAUUAUUUUAAUGAGUUUUUGACACCAGAACUUUAAGGAACCUUGGCAUCCCUUGAUGCUGUAGCCAGCCCAUGCCAGCUGUUGUGUGCGUGCUUGGUCCCGGACGGAGCCAAGAGUCCGAUCUGAACUUUCUCUACAUUCCGUUAUAAAGCAUGUGAUUUCUGUUCGUUUCUGUUUUGAACAAACGUUCCUUGUGCGGACGUGUGCGUGGUGAACUAACUUGAUCCGAUGCUGAUGAAGGGCGCCUCUCCUCGGAGAUGUAUGGUACAGUAUGCAAUCCUUGCUCUGUCUCUAUGAUAAUCAAAAAAAAAAACACUAGUGCUGUAUGAUGAUGAUAGAAAUCGUUCCUAAUUUCAGGGUUUGUGCACUCGUGCAAGCGAAUGCGUGCGUGCGUGUGAGUCAUGUGACAGAAAUGGACUACAGAUGGGGGCGGCUUUCUUUUGCACACAGCAGUGCCAGCUUUACUGAGCCCUUGAUCCACCGAGCUGCAGGCACACGGUACUUGCGUCAUGCUUAAAAUGGUACAGCAGGUUAGCGUGGACAGUGUUUAUCAGGCGGAUCGUUUUGCUCUGGAGUCGGGUCAGGCUUCUCAGUCAGGCCGGUUUCUGGUUCGUGGGCAUGUAGAAACCCGCCUCCCAUCGUCGUAACCUCAGUCUGUAGCAUGUUCAGGUAGCUCUAGUACUGUAGCAUCCUAUAGCCUCCUCCUCUUCGUACAGCUUGUUGAUGUCAUGUCUCGGUUCCCGUCUGUAGUGUCGAUGAGCGUGCAAACUGUUACUACUAUAGCACAUGCAUUCCAUAGCUUUCUUCAGCCUCCUCGGCCAGCAUUGGCGAGCGCUCUGACGAGCUGCGGGAUGACGGCGUAGAGCUCAAACUUCCGCCCCACUGUUUCCUUAGCAAGCGUUCGCUAGCAGGACCUGCAACGCAAAAGGUUCAACCAGAUCCUGGUGACAACCAAAGUGAGCCACGCAUACAGAGAAAUCAAAACACAGUAGCACAUGAAUUUUAUUAUGUGUUUUUAAAGUGGAAUGACACGGGGAGUAAAUAUUGAACGUGCUCUCUUUAUUUCAUCAAAUGUUUAGCAAAAAAAAAAAAAAAAAGACUUUGUCGGGAAAUAGAUCCUCAAGAUGUCUCCUUUAGGGAAACUAGUUGCGUGCGUCGCUCAGGCGUGAUUCUUUUACACAAGCCGUCUUCAGAUCUUGAAGGUUCAGGAGACCUCUUCUAUGCACUCUGAUCUUAGGUUUGAAUACUUUUAGUUUUGUUUUUAUGGCACUAGUGGCCUUUAUUUAUCAGCAGCUGACAGGGGCCCGCAGCAGAAGUCCACGGGCCGGGAUUGGAACCCAGGACAACCAUGUGGAAGACGGAGUUCAUAGAUUUUUAAUCGGAUUCAAGUCGGGUGAUGGACUGGGCCAUUCUAGCAGCUUUGCUUUCUUCCUCUGAAACCAGAUCGGUUUUCUGUUUGUUCAGGCUUAUUGUCUUGCUAAAAAAAAACAUCAUCCCCGUUAUAACCGCAGAUUCUCAUCAAGAAUGUCUUCUGAUCAGUCUAUAUUUUCUGUAUCUCGUCUGCUUGUCUAGAUGUUCUGCGGCAAAUAAUGAGCUUCGACCUGUGUUUUCUUCAACAGUGGAGUCUUGUGCAGUGAGCAUUCAUAGUGGUGAAGUGCACUGCUUGUUUUCUGUCGAACACAUGUGCUCGCUAAUCCUGCUUCUCGGUAUUGUUUGGACUCCUCUGUCAUGUAUCCCAUCUGGAUUGCGGUCCCAGCGACGCUCACAGGAACACUCAGACGUUUAGACAGGCGUUGGUAACCGAUGCCGUCAGAGUGGGUCUUUAGGGAGCUCUUUGUUUUCACCCAUCUUGAGAUUAAUAAGAAACCUUUUUAGAGGCAAUCAAUUAGGACUAAACGAGCCAAUAUCAGUUUGCACUGAUAAGGGAGCAGGAUUACUUUCUAAAUGCUGACAGAAGUUUUAUUUUUCCUGGCAUUCGGUGCCUUUUAUGCCUCCUUUUCUUCAGGUAUCCAUUGCCUAUUCCCUGUGUCAUCAAUGCACAUAACCUCAUUCAUGGACUAAUUUGUUUAGAUUUUUAGAUAUUUAACACUUGGGUUGUUGCCAGAAUCCACCCCCCACCCCCACACUGCAUCCACUGGAUUCAUUCAGACUGUCCUCUCUUCCCAGUUCUGUCUUUUGAUUUAUGCCAUUACACCAAAUUAGACUUUCUGCACUCCGAUAACGCAGCGUACGAAGUUAACCAUGACACACCAUGGACUAGUUUAAUACACUGGCAAGCAUACUUCUCUCAUAAUCUACUAAUAUUCUUCACCAUCUCCUGUUUGUCGUUACUAUAACUUCAAGAAUGAGAUUAUCUAGUUAGCUAAUUAGCCAAGGGUUUUAUGGGGGGUUGAUUGAUCUGGAAAAUUUGCACUGUUGUAGAUAUUUGAUAAGAAUGUGUGACGUAUGCAAGAGGAAGCAGGCCAUCUUCAAUAGCCAUAUUGUGAUGUUCAUUUACCGCCCAGCUCAUGAAACAGGCUUUGUGAAGUCAGAACCCCCCCCCCCCCCCCCCGCCCCGUUCUGAAAUGAACUGACCCAUCGCGACGGUCUCAUAUUUAGUUUGAAGAACUUUUAUGCUGAAGAGCAGUGCAGUGUAUGUAAAUCAGGAAGUUUGUACAUAGAGAAUUAAUGAUUGUAACUGUAUGAUUGUCUGUAGGGCAUUAUACUGAAACACAUUGCUUACCUCAAGACUUAAGACUAAUCUUUUUCUCUCUCUCUCUCUUUCUCUCUCUCUUUCCCUCCUCUGGUUUGGCCUCCCUCUCAGGCUCGUUUUGCUUAAUUCUACUUUGGCCCGUUUUUCACGACCCAAUUGGAAAUGCUAUAUAAUUUAUACUCGGCACUUAACACUUAUUAGCCAUUUAGCACAAAAAGCCGAUCAAUGUUAAAUGUAUUCUAUUUACAGACACUAUAUAGGCCCACGUGCUCCGAUGCACAGCUGCAGAUGGAAAGCUCCUUGUUCAGGCGAGCUUUAAUUGGCCAACAUUGUUGAAAUAAGCUGGUUUUGUUGUGGCUUCAGUGAUAGUCCAGUAUACUUUGGCCGUGAUUAGGUGUUCGACGUGAAGAAAACGCUGAGGAAAAUCCUGUCUCUUACAACACCGGUCACAAACACUUUAAUAUAUGAUUGUAAAAAUAGGAAGCUUAACUUAGCAGUCAUAAUGCUGUGUACGCUUGGACAUUGGUUUAUAUUCCGUGUCAAAACAAGGCCAGAAUUAUCCAGGUCACCAAAACUUUUCAUUUUUAGCCGUUGUAAUAAGUUACAUUCUUUAUGCUUUUGCCAUUGUUUUCCGUUCCUUUAUUCGAGACACAAGAAACAAAAUGAAGAGAAAAAAAAAAAACGGGUUCUUGCAUGAUGUCGGAUGCUCUGAGAGCCGGAGUCUGAACUUCUGCGUGGUACAGCGGUGGCUCAGCAAAUACAAUCACUUCUCUCAAUACCCUGCUCUUUAAUAUGGAGGUGUUUUACCGUUGCCGUAGUCUUCAUGUCCCUCAGAGCAUUUUAUGGCUAUUCUUUGAUUGUAGAAGCCCUAUUUUAUACUGAGAGUUAUUUCAGAAUACAGUAUGUGCUGUUAAACAUUAAAUGUAUUGUAUGGAGAAAGCUAAAUAAAUGCUGUUUGAAAACUACCCA